Molecule: messenger RNA, 2272 nt
Organism: Silurus meridionalis
Lineage: Eukaryota; Metazoa; Chordata; Actinopteri; Siluriformes; Siluridae
Product: serine/threonine-protein kinase NIM1
Exons: 4
Coding region: 113-1438 (441 amino acids)
Biological process (GO): microtubule cytoskeleton organization; protein phosphorylation; intracellular signal transduction
Cellular component (GO): cytoplasm
Molecular function (GO): tau-protein kinase activity; ATP binding; protein serine/threonine kinase activity
Source: RefSeq, a predicted model, not a curated record
AGCUCAGAUAUUAAUACGGUCUCCUAAUCGGAUUAACCCUUAAUGAUCUGCCGAGGUUUAGAGACAGUGUUUCCUUUCUCAGUAUAGACGAUUCUCUGCUGCAGACACUAAGAUGAAGGAUCCACAGCUACCAGGUUAUAAAUACCAAAAGGCAACUACAAAGCGAUAUGAUGAUAAAAAAAACAAAAAACAAACUCUGAUCAAACCCACCAGACCUCCGCUGCUGGGAUCCAGAGCACCAACUAUAACAACUGAGCAACAAAUGAAGCAGACAGUAUUUGAGAGGGUUGUGUAUGAAAUGUCCCACAAUGAAACAGUCAUCAGUGACAUUAUUCUGGGCAAAAGGAUCGCUUUUUACGAGCUCAGAGGGGAAAUUGGCACUGGCAAUUUUUCACAAGUCAGACUUGGUGUUCAUUCUUUAACUAAAGAGCGCGUGGCAGUCAAAACUCUUAAUAAAAGACGAUUGGACAAGAAGACACAAACGUUAUUUGCUUCUGAAAUCUCUUGUCUGGAAAGAUUGUCCCAUCCAAACAUUGUGCGUCUUUAUGAGGUGGUAGAAACAAGUAAACAACUGUACUUGAUUAUGGAGUAUGGCAGCGGUGGAGACCUUUUUUCACGCAUCAGCACAAGGGGACGUCUGUCAGACCUGGAGAGCAAGCUCAUCUUUGCACAGAUUAUUUCUGCUGUUAAAUACAUGCAUGAAAGCAAUAUCGUUCAUCGUGACCUAAAGGCUGAAAAUAUCUUCUAUACCACCAGCUACUGCAUCAAGAUAGGUGAUUUUGGUUUCAGUACUGUAAGUGGUUCAGCUGACAUUCUGACCACGUUUUGUGGUUCUCCUCCUUACGCUGCACCGGAGCUCUUUAAGGAGAAAGGCUAUGUGGGCCGUUAUGUGGACAUCUGGGCACUGGGUGUUUUGCUGUACUUCAUGGUGACUGCCACCAUGCCAUUCAAUGCUGAAAACCUGGGCCGUCUAAAGCGCUGCAUCCUGCAGGGUGUCUACACCAUCCCACAGUAUAUACCUGAUUCCUGCCAGCAGAUCAUUAAAGGCAUGCUAAGACCUGUUCCUCCAGACCGCAGCAGCAUUACCCAGAUCAUGACCUGUUCCUGGAUGAGUGGCAUCGACUACCCAAAGCCUUUUCCUUUCCUCAACCUGACACCCAGUCACCUGGUGGAUUCCUCCCAGGGCCUGUGUGCAGAGGAGGAAGAAGUCAAGUUUGCACUGAUGGACUUAGGAAUUAGCAGCAUGCACCUGCAGAAUAACUCCUGUGUAGAUUUGUACAGUCCCAUCACAGGAACAUAUCGUAUUUUACUGCAUGGCAUUCAGAAAAGAAGAUUGGUGGAGGCUGUGGGAUAUUCAGCACUGCGCCCUGAAGAUUUAUGUGACAGGAAGCAAUGGAGCAGCAAAUAUGAGCCCUCCACUGUCUGUACUGUGCUGUAAACAAUAGUUGCACCAGACGAAAGCCACUACUAAGGUGCUAAAUUUGAGCUAAAUCAUAUUCCAUAUGUACACAUUUAAAGAACAGGCCAGUAUGGGUUAAUGUAUUACAGAGAAAUGUUAAAGAAGUGCUUUUCUCACACUUAUACGCUUUUAUGCAAAUAUGCUAGACUUAGAUUUUAUGCUAAGUAGACAUUUUUAUUACAUGUUUGAUAUUUCCCAUAGAAAUAUGACAUGAUUUAACAUGACCUAUAAUUUACCUUCAAUAUUAUGCAAACAUACACUAUUAAACAGGUCGAUAUCACAGUGCUGUGUUUACACAAUUAAAUCGUUUUUAAGGCAUUGUGUAGUGUAAAUCAGCUCUGCUCAUAAGACGUCAUAGAAAUAUAGAACAUUUAAUAGUCUUUGUGGGUUUUUUUUAUAAACCAACAACAAAGAGUUUGUAAAAAUGUAAUGUAUUCUGCUUAAAUACAGUGAACUGCUGCAUGUUUCACACAAUAACUAAUAACCCACUUUUAACUUCUUAUAAUUUAUUUCUUUUUGAAUUUUCUCCACUACACAAUCCAGUGACUGUAAAAGUCAGUACCAAACUGAUAUUUACUUGUCUUAGAAUUCUAUUAAACCAGACAGUGAUUCCAGUGUAUAUAUAUAUUUAUUAUUACAUUUUGGUUUGGUUGCAGCUACAACUAUAUCUACCCUGGACUUAGAAAAUAUAUAUUUUUAAAUAGCUAUAGAAUUUCUACCUAUAUCUACCCUGGACUUAGAAAAUAUAUAUUUUAAAAUAUCUAUAGAAUUUUUUCUAGAAUUUUAAUAAAAGUCAUAAUUGUUUACAAAAAA